Carlito syrichta (Philippine tarsier) is the source of this 1395-nucleotide messenger RNA. It is a transcript of the gene GALT, whose product is annotated as galactose-1-phosphate uridylyltransferase. Bases 21 to 1151 code for a protein of 376 amino acids. The record is from RefSeq and is a predicted model, not a curated record. Lineage: Eukaryota; Metazoa; Chordata; Mammalia; Primates; Tarsiidae. Gene Ontology annotation, biological process: beta-D-galactose catabolic process via UDP-galactose, Leloir pathway. Gene Ontology annotation, cellular component: cytoplasm. Gene Ontology annotation, molecular function: UDP-glucose:hexose-1-phosphate uridylyltransferase activity; zinc ion binding. The transcript is spliced from 11 exons.
ACGAUCGCCGUGGGGGCCUCAUGUCGCGCGGCGGAACUGACCCUGAGCAGCGCCGACAGGCGGACACCACAGCGGCAACCUUCCGGGCAAGCGACCACCAGCAUGUGCGAUACAACCCGCUGCAGGAUGAGUGGGUGCUGGUAUCAGCUCAUCGCAUGAAGCGACCCUGGCAGGGGCAGGUGGAACCCCAGCUUCUGGAGACAGUGCCCCGCCAUGAUCCCCUCAACCCUCUGUGUCCCGGGGCCACACGGGCCAACGGAGAGGUGAAUCCCCACUACGAUGGCACCUUCCUGUUUGACAAUGACUUCCCAGCUCUGCAGCCUGAUGCCCCCAGUCCAGGACCCAGUGAUCACCCCCUUUUCCAAGCAGAGGCUGCUCGAGGAGUCUGUAAGGUCAUGUGCUUCCACCCCUGGUCGGAUGUGACACUGCCACUCAUGUCAGUCCCCGAGAUCCGGGCUGUUGUCGAUGCAUGGGCCUCAGUCACAGAGGAGCUGGGUGCUCAGUACCCUUGGGUACAGAUCUUUGAAAACAAAGGAGCCAUGAUGGGCUGUUCCAACCCCCAUCCCCACUGCCAGAUAUGGGCCAGCAGUUUCCUGCCAAAUGUUGUUCAGCGUGAGGAGCGAUCUCAGAGGGCCUAUCAAUGUCAACAUGGAGAGCCCCUGCUAAUGGAGUAUAGCUGCCAGGAGCUACUCAGGAAGGAACGUCUGGUCCUAACCAGUGAGCACUGGUUAGUGCUGGUCCCCUUCUGGGCAGUGUGGCCCUACCAGACACUGCUGCUGCCCCGUCGACAUGUGCGGCGGCUACCUGAGCUGACCCCUCCUGAGCGUGACGAUCUAGCCUCCAUCAUGAAGAAGCUCUUGACCAAGUAUGACAACCUAUUUGAGACGUCCUUUCCCUACUCCAUGGGCUGGCAUGGGGCUCCCACAGGAUCAGAGGCCGGCGCCAACUGGGACCACUGGCAACUGCACGCUCAUUAUUACCCUCCGCUCCUGCGCUCUGCCACUGUCCGGAAAUUCAUGGUUGGCUAUGAAAUGCUUGCUCAGGCUCAGAGGGAUCUCACCCCUGAGCAGGCUGCAGAGAAACUAAGGGCACUUCCUGAGGUUCAUUACCGCCUGGCGCAGAAAGAAAGGGAGACAGCAGCCGUCGCCUGACCACGCUGACCACAGGACCUUGAAUCCCUAUUCCUCUUCUUUUUUUUUUUAAACAAUCUUGCCGAAUUAAGCAGAAAGGACUUUGAAUCUUUCUGCCUGAGGGAACUGGGAUUGGGAUUUGGGCAGAUGUAGCAUUAAUAAAACUGUGCUUCUCAAAAUUUAAUUACAUAUUCUAACAUCAGAGGAGUGUAAAUGCUAGCCUUCAAGGAUGUGAGGUUAAAGACUAAAGGCAUAGCUCCAUCCA